CCAACCCACCUUCCUGCUUUGCUGGAUCAAGUUCCAGACACAACGACAGCAGCUAAGUUUGAAAGCCCGAGAGCCAUGCCAGCACAGUCGCCUCCCAGCUAUUCCCCAACCUAACCGCCAUUUAGGCAGGCUGUAGUGGUGUCUACUUAUCAAAUUUAUAUCGGAGUUUGCGAGGUGUCCAAUAAUCAGUCAUUUUGACGAGGUAGUCCUGCCAGACCUGCGUCGGUCCUUCUGUUCAGUCGAUUCUCCUUCCAAGGCAGCAUGGGGGCCCUAAUAUCUAGACUCUGGUUUCUCAUGUUCCCGGCGAAGGAGUAUAAGAUUGUGGUUGUUGGUCUGGACAACGCCGGCAAGACGACGACCCUUUACAAGCUACAUCUGGGUGAGGUCGUGGUGACACAACCCACAGUCGGAAGCAACGUGGAGGAACUCGUCUACAAAAACAUACGAUUUGAGGUGUGGGAUCUAGGUGGGCAAGAGCGACUACGACCAUCUUGGGCGACCUACUACAGAGGCACUCACGCAGUGGUGAUGGUGGUUGACUCCACAGACCGGGGCCGCAUUGGUGUGACCAAGGAUGAGCUGUUUCGCUUGCUGGGGCAUGAAGACUUGGCUCAUGCCGUCAUUCUCGUCUUCGCCAACAAGCAGGACCUGAAGGAGGCCAUGACUCCAGCGGAAAUAAGUGAAGCGUUGGCUCUUCACCUUAUCAAGAAUCAUGACUGGCAUAUUCAGGCAUGCUGUGCACUUACAGGGGAGGGCCUGUUUGAGGGGCUUGGGUGGAUUGCCCAACAUGUAACUGGUAACCGAGAUGCAGUUUUAGCAUGACAGAUUUUCAGUUGACAUCAGUCAGCAAGCAUAGUGUAGUGCAGUUUUAGUUUCUUACACUCCCCUUUGACACGAUUCCCUUAUAAUUCCUUUGAUGCUUCUCACAUUGCAUACAUACAGCUACACGAGCUGCUAAUGAAAUUCCUGUCUUUGGGGCCCUAUACGAUCGUCACGUCACUCUCGUCACAUCUUUUGGAAUGCAGGGAUUGCUCCGUCGUGCAGUCAACUCGUUACAAGACCCAGCAGAGCAGGGUUCCCCCCGCUCAGGCAACACCACCCUGCCACCCUUCAAAAACCCCCAACCUCCUAUUUCCCCCAAACCUUUCACAUGGAACCCUAAUUCUGAGACACCACUCACCAGUUCCGCUACCACUUCGCGCAGCCAUGUCGCACCCCCUUACACCUGGGAAGCCUUACAAGGCCCGAGCAUCCCUUCCUCCAAAAUCAACCCCCACGGACCGCCUCAAGGCUGCUCGUCAGCGCUCGCUUCUCCGCAGCGAGAUGGGUGUGCUACGCUCCCGCCAGAAGCGAAACGCCUCUCGCCCGUUCGCUUCCCCAGGCAGCGCGCUACCCUCCUCUUCCGCAGGCGCGUCGGGAUCGUCAGCCAUGAAGCGGUGGCUGCGGCAGGAGCGCGAUAACGACGGCAGCCGCGCUCUGAUGGCGGGGAGUGCCAUGGCGGGAGAGGAAGACGCGGGCAGUACGAUGGGCGACGACGCCGCGUGCUUGGCUGACGUGGACAGGGUUGGCGAGGAGGGGGAAGGUGCAGCGGAGGAGGAAGGCGGGGAGAGGAUAAGCGAAGGCGCAAGGAAGCGACGACGGCUUGACGGGCAAUUGCUGGCCAUCGCGGCGUCUCCGCGAGGGCAGGCGGAAGGAAAUGCUGAAGGCGGUAGCAGGAGGGACAGUUUAGUCCGGCGACUAUGGCCGGGCAGCGGUGGCGAGGAGGGUUCGGGGGGAGGAGGAGUGGGAGAAAGAGACGACAACGGUAAAGGGCGCAGAGACCAGGCUACAGCCGCCUCCGAUAGGAACGAACCGUCGGACCUUAGGACGGAAAACGAGCACGAUUAUAGCGCGGACUGGGGAAUUGUGAAGGUUGACGAUGUCCCGGAAGAGUCUCCCGCGAGCGAUCUGCAGCUGGUGCUGCUAAACCCGCGCGAGGCUCGGCGCGCAGGAAUGGUGGAGGAGGACGCGCGGCGAUGGCUGGCGGAGUUGAAGCAAACGGAAAGGCGGCUGCCGACAGCGCUCCGGCACCGGCCCCAGGAGAUGCUGGAGUGGGUGGCGGAGCGGCACGGCGCCGGCGGUAACAGCAGCACCCUGCCGUAUUUCCGGCGGCGGCUGCGCAUGUGGCGGUUCCUGGAGUUUCUGAGCGAUUACCCUGCGGAGGCGAGAGGGGUGGAGUGCGUUGAGGCGUGGUGCCAGGCGAUGGUGAGGCAGGAGGAGGAGGAGCAGGGGCGCAUGCUGGGGUCGUGGGAGAGUGAUGAAGAGGCGGGGGACGAGGAAGAUCUGGAUGACGAUGACUGGGGGAACGAGGAGGAGGAGAAGGCGGAUGAGAGGGGAGAGGAGAAGAGGGGGGAGGAGCAGCAUGCGGCUGGUGUGGGGGGAGAGGAUGGGGAGAGGGAGAGGGGUGAAGACGAAGAAAGCUCUGGUGAUUUCAGAGAGAAGCACAACCAGAGCAAGGCCGGACACAGAGGGAGUGGCAGUGCCAGAAGCGCUGGUGCUGAUGGUGGUGGUAGUGGUGGUGCGACUGGCGAUGAUACUGCUGGUGCGACUGGCGGCGGCAGCGGUACAGGCGGCUGCGGAGGAGGAGGGGUGCCGUGGUGGGUGGCGUGGCACGGGCAGCUCUCGCACCCUUCCGUGGCCUCUCGUCGCAGGCUGCUGACGCGCGACCUGGAGUGCCAGUUUGCCUCGCGCGGGCCCACCGGGCGCUACAGCGAGCUGCCUACGUACUUCCGGUGCGAGGGCGGCGAGCGCAGGCAGCUCGCGAUCCCCCUCUCCCGCAUGCUGCAGCAGCAGCGGCAGCUAGCAAUGCUCAGGGAGAGGGACGCGCAGGAGCGGGUUGCGGAGAAAAGGGGGGAAACGGGAGGAGGGGGAGCUGGGGCAGGGAUCGUGGGAGUUGGUGACGCGGACUUGUCUUUGGCACUGGUGGUGGCAGGGGGUGGGACAGGAAAGGGUGAAGCAGCAGGAGGUGGAAGGGGAUUGAAGGGGAAAAGGGGGGGACGGGGAGGGCGAAGGAAGGAAGGCGAGCAGGGAAGGAAGCACCCAGUUCUUCAGAAGGAGCAGACACAGGCAGUAGGGCAAGAGGGUCACGGCAUGUGGUAUGGCGGAACAGGGCGAGCAGUAGGGCUGGGCACAGCAGCGGAAGAAGCCCAGUUGUUCGCGCCUAUCCCUGUGUCAGCAGACGAGGUGUUGUGCAACGCCCCUGGGUGCCGGUGGGGCGUGCCCAUGCUCGCACUGCCGUGGCUCAAGUGCGAGAAGCACUGGGACAAGAUGCACGGGGGCGGGGAGAGUGGCAGGAGUGACGGCAGGGCUGGGAAUGCGCCGCGGGUGGUGAGGCGAGAGGUGGCGGCGGAGAAGCUGGUGGAGACACGCGAGGAGUGGGAGAGGGCCACUCGGGACAGCAGAGACCAUGUGGUGAGCUUGCAGCACAUAGUCUCUGCUUUCCUUCCUCACAGAUUUUUCCCUUUUCCUCACUCUCUCCAUCUCCGGUCACCUGCCCUGCCCUUGUCUCUGCGUUUUCUCGCCGUUCACUCACAUGCGCAUGUCUCGCCUCUUGUCUCUCCUCCCAUCCCCGGUAUCUCCAAUAUCGCCCCUCGUCUUUGCAUGUUGUCAUGGGUGUGCAGCGACUGCUGUCUGCCAUACAGCAGGUGGCAUCAGAGCAAGUGGCGCUGCUGGCUCGCAUUGACUCCAGAGCAGCAGCAUCGCUCAUCGGCCUCCUGGAUCCAAGCCACCUGCGAGAAAUUGGUUCGCCACGUUGCUUAAUCUCCCUGCUUCCCCCUCUGUCUCCCUCACCCAAUCUUGUGGCUCCGUUUCAUGCAUGCUGUUGCUGCUGCUCACAUACUACCCUGGUUAGUCCCCUGUGCACCUGUUGAACCGUCUCGUUCUGAUGCUCUCUGAGCCCAUACUCCUUUCCCUUGUUGCACAUGCCUUCCCAUUUUUGCACAGCCUCUGCGGUCCUCUCAUACGCGUCACAGCGCUUUCAAAGUCGUGCCACAGCAGACGCUGCAGCAGCGCCCACCGAUGCAGCAGCAGCAGUCGUUACAGUGGCAGCAGCAGCAGCAGAGGGGAGGGCGGCUGCCACAGGGGCUGCUGGGAAUGCCGUCGUUCGGGAAAGGAGCACCGGAGUGCGGUCUGUUGGUGGGGCAGCAGGGGCGAGAAGCCCUGCUCAACUCAGGGGCAGUGGCAGGAGGGGGGGAGGAAUGCAUGUGAGGAAGUAGCCUAGGAGGAAAUGGCAUGGGAUGGGACGUGAGAGAUCACGACAGCUGGUGAGGAUGGGCUGAGAAGAUGAGAGACAACAGCAAGGCGGGGUUGUGGGUGAGGGAAGCUUCAGAGAGCAAACCAUGUGGAGAUAGCAAAGAAGGAAAGAAGGUGAGGGUGUGGGGAGGAGCAGGAGAGGGAAAAGCUGAACUAGUGGUCAUGGACUUGGAUGAGCAGGAGUGUGAAUCGAGGGUGUGAUUCGGAAAAGGGCUUAGGAAGGCAGGUUAGGUUAGAACGAGCAUGGCCCUAAAGCGACGUGUAAUGCUUGAUAAGUUUAUUCAUUGUUAGUGAGAUAGUGAACAUGUGCAGUAGCAUGCUAGCCUUGCUUGAAGUGCAUUCUAUAGAUCUUGAAAAGUUGGAAGGCUGGAGCUUAGCUUAGGGAAAAGCGUUUG
Molecule: messenger RNA, 4685 nt
Organism: Closterium sp. NIES-67
Lineage: Eukaryota; Viridiplantae; Streptophyta; Zygnematophyceae; Desmidiales; Closteriaceae
Source: the annotation of a GenBank genome assembly